AUGUUAUUAGAUUCUUUUUUAAAAUUUUGGUUUGUUAGUUUGUUUGAAAUCUUCCCCAAUCUCAUAGGAAUAAUAGCACACCAAUUAUGGAAGAUAAUCUGUCACAAAUUGUUCAACACUGAUGAAAGCAAACCAGAGCCAAAAUUCGAACAAAAGGUCAUAGAAACAGAAUUACUAAAUCUCAUCGAAACUGAAAAAUUCAUCACACUAAAGAAAAUCAAACACGACGAAGCAAUACUAAAAAAUACAAAUCAAGAUCUUCACAAAUACAAAUUCAACAAAGCCUGGCAAACCCCAGCAGCUCCGAACCCUCUUCCAAUUUAA
Molecule: messenger RNA, 324 nt
Organism: Dictyostelium discoideum AX4
Lineage: Eukaryota; Evosea; Eumycetozoa; Dictyosteliales; Dictyosteliaceae
Exons: 1
Coding region: 1-324 (107 amino acids)
Source: RefSeq, a predicted model, not a curated record